Sardina pilchardus (European sardine) is the source of this 3494-nucleotide messenger RNA. RefSeq names its product eukaryotic translation initiation factor 4 gamma 1-like. The record is from RefSeq and is a predicted model, not a curated record. Gene Ontology annotation, molecular function: protein binding; translation initiation factor activity; mRNA binding. Lineage: Eukaryota; Metazoa; Chordata; Actinopteri; Clupeiformes; Clupeidae. Gene Ontology annotation, cellular component: eukaryotic translation initiation factor 4F complex.
GAGAAGGCCAUCUCCGAGCCCAACUUCAGCGUGGCCUACGCCAACAUGUGCCGCUGCCUCAUGGGGCUGAAAGUGCCUAUGGCGGAUAAGCCCAACGUCACUGUGAACUUCCGGAAGCUCCUGCUGAACCGCUGCCAGAAAGAGUUUGAGAAGGACCAGGACGACGACGAGAUCUUCGAGAGGAAGCAGAAGGAGCUGGAAGCUGCCACCGAGGAGGAGGUGCAGCAGCGCCUGAAGGAGGAGCUGGAGGAGGCCAAGAACCAGGCGCGGAGGCGGUCGCUAGGCAACAUCAAGUUCAUCGGGGAGCUGUUCAAGCUGAAGAUGCUGACGGAGCCCAUCAUGCACGACUGCGUCGUCAAGCUGCUCAAGCACCACGACGAGGAGAGCCUGGAGUGCCUGUGCCGCCUGCUGUCCACCAUCGGCAAGGACCUCGACUUCGAGAAGGCCAAGCCGCGGAUGGAUCAGUACUUCCACCAGAUGGAGAAGAUCAUCAAGGAGAGGAAGACCUCCUCCAGAAUCCGCUUCAUGCUGCAGGACGUGCUGGACCUCCGACGGUGUGGCUGGGUGCCCCGGCGUGGAGACCAGGGUCCGAAGACCAUCGAGCAGAUCCACAAGGACGCGGAGCUGGAGGAGGCCCGGGAGCAGGUGAAGGUGCAGCAGCAGCUGCUGUCCAAGAAGGAUGGCCGAGGGGGGGGCCCCGGGGGGCCCAGGGGGGGGCCGCACUCGCACGCGCCCAGCGGCGGCCGCUCAGCCAACCCCGCGCCAGACGAGGGCUGGAACACCGUGCCCAUCUCCACCAAGAACCGCUCCAUCGACCCCACACGCCUCACCAAGAUCACCAAGCCCGGAGCGCUGGACCUGAACACCACGCUGCUGGCCCCGGGGGGUAAAGGAAUGUGGGGCAGCUGGGGCAAAGGAAGCAGCGGAGGCACUGGAACCAAACCCAGCGACGCCGCUCAGGACUCUGCUCGUACCAGCACUGUGAAUCGUUUCUCAGCGCUGCAGCAGCCUUCAUCAUCAGCACCAGAACCAGACAGGAGAGCCCCGCAGAGGAACAGUUCCAGUCGGGAGCGAGGAGAUCGUUUUGAUCGUUUCGAUCGGCGUGAGGAGCGGAGUGUGGACCGUCAGCGUGACGACCGUAACCGUGACGACCGUAACCGUGACGAUCGUCCCCGCGCGCCCAUGAGCAAGCGCAGCUACAGCCGCGAGAGAGACCAGCGGCCCGCAGACGCCAUGCGCCGCGUCGCCAGCGGCAACAACCAAUCAGAGCGCGGGAGCCGCGAGAGGGGCGGGAGCAAAGAGAGCGUGAAGCGUGAAACUGCCCCCACCCCUCCUCCUGCCCCGACUAAACCAGCUCUGAGUGAAGAGGAGAUGGAGAAGAAGUCCAGCGCCAUCAUCGAGGAGUACCUCCACAUCAACGACCUGAAGGAGGCUCUGCAGUGUGUGUGUGAGCUGCAGUGCCCGUCUCUGCUGGGUGUGUUUGUGCGCGUUGGCAUGGAGGCGACUCUGGAGAGGAGCGCUGUGGCGCGGGAGCACUUGGGCACACUCCUCCAGCAACUCAUCAAAGCAGGCACGCUCAGCACACAGCACUACUACAAGGGUCUCCAUGAGAUCCUGGAGGUGGCUGAGGACAUGGCCAUUGACAUUCCCCACAUCUGGCUGUACCUGGCUGAGCUCAUCGCCCCCAUGCUGCAGGAGGGAGGCAUCCCCAUGGGCCCGCUCUUCAGGGAGGUGGCCAAGCCUCUGCAGCCCAUGGAGAAAGGAGGAGUCAUGCUGGCUGAGAUCCUCAACGUGCUCUCUAAAGCAAUGAGUCAUAGGAAGAUAGCAGCUAUGUGGCUGGAGGCGGGACUUAACUGGAGGGACUUCCUGCCGGAGGACGAAGACGUCAACAAGUUUGUGACUGAAAAGGCGGUGGAGUACACGGUGGGGGAGGAGGUGUGUGUGAGGGGAGCUGAGCUGCGGAGUCCUCAGCAGCUGAGAGAGGAGCUGGAGCGCCUCCUGCUGGACAAACCAGACAACCAGCGCCUCUACGACUGGGUGGAGGCGAACGUGGAUGAGAAGCAGGUGCUGUCCAGUGCGUUUGUGAGAGCGUUGAUGAUCGCCGUGUGUCAGGCUGCAGUCAUCUGUGAGAAGCCGUAUAAGGUGGAUGUGGAUGAGAUCAAGCAGAGAGCCGUGGUGCUGCAGCGCUACCUGAAGGACGAGGAGAAGGAGCUGCAGGCCCUCUACGCCCUCCAGAGCCUCAUGGUGCAGCUCGAGCAACCGCCCAACCUGCUGCGGAUGUUCUUUGACGUUCUGUACGACGAGGACGUGAUCCGCGAGGAGGCGUUCUACCGCUGGGAGAGCAGCAAGGACCCGGCGGAGCAGGUGGGCAAGGGCGUCGCCCUCAAGUCCGUCACCGCCUUCUUCACCUGGCUACGGGAGGCCGAGGACGAAUCAGACAACAGCUAGAGACAGGCCCCGCCCCCCCCCCCCCAGCGCUGCGGAAUGCUGGCGUGCGGAGGAGGAGGAGGAGGAGGAGGAGGAGGAGGAGGAGGAGAGUGUGUGUGUUGCGGCGCAGGCGAGGGGAGAGUGUGUGUUGAAUGUGUUUCUGAAGCUGCCUUGAGAACAACGCCACGCAGCCUCACAGGGGGGGAGCCCCAGCACUGCAGUGCAUUCUGGGAAAAUAGACUCUCUUUCCCUCUUCCUUUAGUUUCCUCUCUUUCUCUCGCGCUCUCUCUCUCUCUCUCCCUCUCCUCGAUGUCCUGUUGCCAUGGGAAUCGCCGGAUAGCGUGUCAAUGGCAACCGAAGAGUGUGUGUGUGAAAGAAAUGCUGCUCAAAUCUUUAUUUUUCAGAAAUGGUGUGGAUGGGAUUCUCUGUGUGUGUGUGUGUGUGUGUGACAGACUUCUGCAGUGUGACUUCCUGGUUUUCACACGUGGGAAGGAUAUGCUAAUGAGGACAGCAAUGGGAAGCUGUGAUUGGCUCCUGUUAACUUCCUGUCUGCAGAGUGACAGGAGGGGCGAGGCCAACAGAGGAUGUGAACUUUGACCUUUGUCUGCUGAGUGGGCAGUGCUGUCCACUGCUCGUCAUCCCUCCUUCUCAGAGGAAGGAAGAGAAGAGAAGAGAGGAGGAGGCAGGGAAAAGAAGGAGUAUGAGACACUAAUGUCUCAACUUGAAAUCCUCUCCUAUGGCCACUGGGACUCGUGUGUGUGUGUGUGUGUGUGUGUGUGAGGAGAAACGACUUCUUGCUUUUCUUCUGAAAGCGCUUAACCACCCCACUUGUUCUCCACACUCGUUCUUCACCAUCCCUCUCUCCCUCCCUCUCUUCCAUGGCCGAGGGAGAGGGGGAGGCACCCCGUUUAUUGAUUACAAAUUGAAUCACAUUUUUGUAAAUAAUUUUUUGUUUUGUUUUCUGUUUGAGCUUUUCUUUCUGAAGUAUUUAAUGAAGAGAAAACUAAUGGCUUCUUUACACCGCUCUGGACUGGACAACAAAUAAAUAACAUUGCAGUUAAAAAGCA